Molecule: messenger RNA, 498 nt
Organism: Paramecium octaurelia
Lineage: Eukaryota; Ciliophora; Oligohymenophorea; Peniculida; Parameciidae
Source: the annotation of a GenBank genome assembly
AUGAAUACAAGAUAAAAGUUACUAUAAAAUAUUAGUUAUAUAGCAGGAGAUGCAAGAAUCAAAUAAUAGAAUCAGAGCAAUUUGAGAAUAAGGUCACAAAAGUCGAGAAAGGAGAAUGCUAGUUUCAUAGUCACAAAACAAACACAAUAACCAAAAGCGAACAUCAAUCUCUAUUAGACACAAAUUCACUCGCCAAUAAAAAAUAGAAGCAUGAAUUAGAAUAAGGAGAACAAUAUAAAUUAUGCAUACGUGCCAUUAAAGAAUUCGGAUGAACUCAUCAUUAAUAGUGCAGAAUCACAUUCGCUUAAUUUGUCAUAUUCGCCUUCUUCUAAGAAGAAGCCUUAGCCCUCGUGUUUCGUGUUGCCUUCGAGAAGCAUCAAACCGAAAAUGAGAUUGACAAAGAAAGCACUGGAAAUCAGAAGCAUAUAUUUGGAUAAGCCAAAACCAAAACAGAAUAAUUUUAUUAACAUAAAGGGUACACAGAAAGUAAUCAGGUGA